This is a messenger RNA of Myodes glareolus (Bank vole), 5761 nucleotides long. NCBI's taxonomy places the organism in Eukaryota, Metazoa, Chordata, Mammalia, Rodentia, Cricetidae. The record is from RefSeq and is a predicted model, not a curated record.
GAGGUGGAGGAGCCGCAGGGGCCCGCCGAGGCGGCGGCGGCGGCAAGAUGGCGGACUUCCUGCCGUCGCGCUCCGUGCUGUCCGUGUGCUUCCCGGGCUGCGUGUUGACGAACGGCGAGGCCGAGCAGCAGCGCAAGUCCAAGGAGAUCGACAAAUGCCUGUCGCGGGAGAAGACCUACGUGAAGCGGCUGGUGAAGAUCCUGCUGCUGGGUGCGGGCGAGAGCGGCAAGUCCACCUUCCUGAAGCAGAUGCGGAUCAUCCACGGCCAGGACUUCGACCAGCGCGCGCGCGAGGAGUUCCGCCCCACCAUCUACAGCAAUGUGAUCAAAGGUAUGAGGGUGCUGGUAGAUGCCCGAGAGAAGCUUCAUAUUCCCUGGGGAGAUAACAAAAACCAGCUCCAUGGCGACAAGUUGAUGGCAUUUGAUACCCGUGCCCCCAUGGCUGCCCAGGGGAUGGUGGAAACUCGAGUUUUCUUGCAGUACCUUCCAGCUAUAAAAGCCCUGUGGGAAGACAGUGGCAUUCAGAAUGCCUAUGACCGGCGCCGGGAGUUCCAGCUGGGUGAGUCUGUGAAGUAUUUCCUGGAUAACUUGGAUAAACUUGGAGUACCAGAUUACAUUCCAUCACAGCAAGAUAUUCUGCUUGCCAGGAGACCUACCAAAGGCAUCCAUGAGUACGACUUUGAAAUUAAAAAUGUUCCUUUCAAAAUGGUUGAUGUAGGCGGCCAGAGAUCAGAACGGAAACGUUGGUUUGAAUGCUUUGACAGUGUGACAUCAAUACUGUUCCUUGUGUCUUCAAGUGAAUUCGACCAGGUGCUUAUGGAGGAUCGCUUGACCAAUCGCCUUACAGAAUCUCUGAACAUCUUUGAAACAAUUGUCAAUAACCGGGUUUUCAGCAAUGUCUCUAUAAUUCUCUUCCUAAACAAGACAGACUUACUUGAAGAGAAAGUACAAGUUGUGAGCAUCAAAGACUACUUCCUAGACUUUGAAGGGGACCCACACUGCUUAAGAGACGUCCAAAAGUUUCUGGUGGAAUGCUUCCGGGGCAAACGCCGGGACCAACAGCAGAGGCCACUGUACCACCACUUCACCACCGCCAUCAACACGGAGAAUAUCCGCCUCGUGUUCCGCGACGUGAAGGACACAAUCCUCCACGACAACCUCAAGCAGCUUAUGCUCCAGUGAUGACAGGACUUGCUGUUUUAAUCCUUGUUGUGGUUUUGAUUGUUUUCUGUUUGUCUUGUUUUUGUUUUUUAAAUAGCAGUUUACAACAGCGAUUAGAAAAGUCUCAGUUCUAUGUCUAACUUCUUAGAGACCUUGUCCUUCUGCGGCCUUCAGUGUGGGACUGAAAGCUGCUGAAUUAACAACACAUUGCCAAUAUCUGCUGGAAUCCAGGCUUUGAUCGCUUUCACCAUGGCUUCCAUUCAAGUCCAGUUGUAACUUCCUGGUCAGCCUCACAUGAGGUGUAUUUCAGGUUUGAAUGCUUCUGCUUGCAAGCUGAGUUUUCCUGCAGUGCCAAGAGUAGGCAGCAUCCUUAACUCUUUGUAGGGACGAUUCUAGGAAUGCUCAGCUCUAAGAUGAGACCCGAGAGAGAGUGCCUUACACAGCGUGAAGGGGCUAUUAGAGAAAGUUCAGUCUAGGGCCCAGCAGCCUAGGUCUUCGGAGGCUGAGCUGCGCUGUGUUGCACUUGCUUGCACACGCAGCAGUAGUUUUCUUCUCAGUGUCUGUAGCUUCUGAAGGUAAUGUCUUAGUGUUUAAGUUUACAGUAUGGAAUUCGGUCUGAUGCUGAUGCGCUCACAAAUGGUACAUGUACUAUAUUGAUCUAAAAUAACCAGUGACGUGCAGUUUGCCUUUUCCAUAUUUAAGUAUCAGUAACUUAAUAUGCUGUGUUAGAAACAUUUUUGCCAUAACAACAACUAGAAAGGGCGUGCACCAUAGCUGUUGCUGAGUGCCAUGUGUGUGACUUUUUGGUCUGUCUCAAUUGGUUUCGUGCCUUGCUGGAGGAAAACUCUGUUGGGUCUUCUUUCUUUUGCCCUCCUGUCUCAAUCUCAGCAGCUCUAACUGUGGUGUUUGGGGGUUCUUUGUCACCAAGAGCUUGAUGGGCAGUAUUUUCCUGUGAAAUAUGCAAGAAGUCAUCCUUUGAGUAUCCCAUUCAUGCUUAGUGUCCCUGUGGGCGCAGUUUGUAUGUGUCGGUGCUGCUGUUGUGUAGGAGAUGACAACCUUAUGGAGGUACAUUUGAAUGUCUUAAGAAUGCAUCUAAGGAUAAGUAAUUCUUUUGGUCCAUACUUAGGAGGUUUGCCUUUCACGUACACACACACACACACACUGCUAUGUUAAACCAUGCCCAUAAAGUAGCUUUGUGAUUAGAUAUACCCAUAGUGACUGGCGUACGAAAACAUUUGUCAUGUUCCGCAGGCCUGUGGAGUUUGCAGAGCCUGAGCACACCCCUGCUUCCCCCGGAGAAUGCGUGAGGACUGACGCCUGUCACAUUACUGUGUGACUCUUCUCAGGCAAAAAAUUGGGCCCUGAAAGAUUGGUCAACUUGGUGGCUCACAGGCAGUGGUGUUCCUUAGUCCUUGAUGGCAGGUGUGUGAACCGGGCCUCUUAGUAUCCUAACGAGGGAUGUGUUCUCAAUAGACCUGACUUGUCUUGGAUUUGAACUCUUGCUGUCUUUUUAUUUAUAAAUCCCAGUGUUUUCUUGCCUUUGGUAAUACAUGAGCUUAAGACAUGUAGUCCAAUAUCACAGUACAGGUGUUGAUAGCAUAAUUUAUGUAUAUUUAAAAUGUUCUACAUCUAGUCCUUUUUGCCAAAAAGAAUGUAUCGUUUAAGUGUUUGAGGUUAGCAUAACUCCAGUGCUGAUGAAAUCUGAACACGUGCACAGUAACACUUGGUUUGUUUUGUUAAUUUAGCAGACAUUGCUGUGCAUUGGCCACAACUAACUGCAGUGAAUGUAGAAGUCAGUCCCUCCAGAAAGCAGGUAUAUCCAGUUACACUUGACUCUGGUGAGACAGAAAUCAUGCCUGUCAGAACAGAACCACUGAUUUUCUCCAUUGUGACUAUUGCCAAGAAAUGACAAGAGCACCUGACUAGACACAGCAUCCUUCUGGGCAUCUGCACCUUCCUUCUGAAGCAUGCAGACACUCAGAACCAAAUGCAGUCUAGGUACAUUCUGAAGCAGUGGAUUGCUUACUUGCAGUUUAUACCAAAUUGUUUAGAAUUCAAAGAAUUGUAAGGCUUAGCCAAAAAGUUCUGGUCCAUGUUUGAAAGGAAUCUUACAGCUAAAAGUCAGGUCCUUUUGUGAAUUGAACUGUGUGAAGAGGAAGGCAAAAUUUAGCCAACAGAAUUAAGAAGGUGCUCCACCCUCCCUACGCUGACUCUGACUCCCCCAGUCCCUAAAAUGCGACUUGGAGUCAAAGCUCCGUGGGGCAUUGGACUUUGCAUGUCUUGGGCAAGUGGAUUGACCUGUGCCUAACCCCUUCCUGCAACGCACGAUCACACAAGUGUCUUGGUUGACUUUGAAAUUUUUUUACAUUUUACAGAGUUGCCUUAUAAAUGAAAGACACCACAGAUUUAACCUUAAUUGUUUCUAACGGGGAAAGGGCUUCUUAUCAUCUUCAAGGUGCGUUUCUGCCACUUAAAUAUUCUUAAUGUUCUGAAAUACUGCUUUCUGCCAAAUGCUGUCUGUAUUAAAUUGACGCCUCCAUUUCAGUUUUUCUAUCUGGAAAGGGUUCUGAUAGCCAGAGGGCAGCUGCAGCCAAACAAGACAGGGCAUCCUGGAGAAGAGCACGUUUCUAUCAUAGUGCUUUGGUGGGCACUUGACACCCAGCCGGUCCUUUGUGACGCUUUCCAGCCCAGGCUCUCCAGGGAAAUGCCUGCUCAGUUGGUGGCAGCUGUUAAUUUAAAGUGAGAGAAAGUAGGACCACAUUGGUGCCAGAAGUGACAAGUGUUGUCAGAUGCAGCGCAGCCUGUGCCCUCUAAGUGAACCAACCGCCUUCCAAUGUAAGCCCGAACGCUGGGCUUCUGUCCUGACGGGAUGUGUUCCUCAGCAUUGGUGUUCACAUCCGGUUAUGCCUCGUUUAUAUGAAGAAUAAAAUCUCCAAGUUAUGUGGUUAUAUCCUGAAACUCAAGCUAUUUGGAAAUCCCUCAAAUUGGUGCUUUCAUUAUUUAAUGAUACAUUUAGGCAAAACCCAAACAAACCAUUUGAAAUGUGACUCUGGAUUGCAGUUUAUAGCGAUGUUCUAUUUCUCAUUCGAGGAGACCAAGUGUCAGUGUUAAUCUGAAUUUCCUGUAUGAACCCAUGCACCCUAACUGUAAAGCCCAGUCAAUUUGUAACAAAUUCCCAAAUAAACCUAGAGAAAGCCGCUCUGCUACCUUUUCAUUUCUUUAAUUUUAUUAAAAGAUGGAGAGUACAGUCUUGCAGGUCCUCUCGUUUGGAAAUAGGCCUUUGCUGUAUCUUCCUGUGGUUUCAGCACAUUGAAUUCCAUGAGCCCAGUGAGCCUGUGCUGUGAUACUCGAGAAAAAGCACUUUCUCCUUUGUUUUCUUCCUUUAACACUGGGAUGGCUUUUCAGUUUAGAGAGCAUGGGGCACAUGAUGCCCAUUUGCUUAUGGUACGACGUUAGGACUUAGUUUAUACUAAAGAUUGAAUUCUGUGUUCAAACCUGAUGAUGGCUUUUCAGAUACCAUCAGCUGGAUACCGCUAGCCUCGCCUGGCAGGCGCUUGCCCGAUUCAUCAAAGCAGUGUGUGUCCACUAUCCUUGUUCUCCUGCCUGAAUGUAGAUGAGCAUUUGAAUUGACCUGUUCAUCCUUAUGUAUAGCAUUCAGGUCUACCCAUCCAGUUCUAAAUGCCAGGGAUGGCACAGGACAUUGUGUGCCAUUUGUUUGUAUAUUUGUGUGCUUUUGAGACAGGGUCCCCCUGUCUACUCUUCCUCUUGAAUUUGAGAUCUCCAGACUCAGCCAAGAGCAGAGACUACCGCUUGCCUUCUCAAGCACAUGUGCCUGUACCUUGUGGGCUGUCAAGUGACUUUCAUGACCUUUGCUGUGUUACGGUGAUGAAACUCCAGAUGGAUUGAAGCCUACCUGGAUGCAGGAAGCAUAAACUUCCAAUCUGUGACAAUCACUGAUCCUAAUAAACCACCUUUUUGCUAUGUAAUUCUGAUUUUAUUCACAGAUCCAGCACUGCUAAAAAAGAGUAGCGAUUUUGGCCCUAACCGUGCCUGUUUGAUGGUAGCAGGAGUGACGGGGAGGAAGGAGGCAAUGUGUUCUGGUUGAGCGCAUACGGUAAUGAAGCAGACUGCACUGUGUAACCUCUCUUUACCUCUUUCUUACUUGAAAGCAGAAUCGCAAAAUAUUCUAGAUGGCUUUUCUCUAUUACGUGUGAGCUCGCGGGGGCACAAGAAGCCUUGUCCGAAGCACUCAGUGCUACCGUCGCAGAUACUGCUCCUAACCAGACAUGGUUUAUUUUACCCUGAAUAAAAGUAUUUGUGGCUUAGAUUUUUUUUUCUGUACAUCUUUUUAUAACUUUCCAGGAACUAGGCACAUUAUCUGAUACUGUUGUAAAUUUCUUUUGGCCAGUGCUUUGGUUCCAGAGUAGCAGUAAAUUAUUUCUACAGGAGGUCUAAGAGUGGAAGGAAUGGUUUCUUUUUAUAAAACGAGUUGCUAUUCAUUAAGGCUUUUUACUUUUGUACAUAUUUUGCAAAAUUUGUUUCCUUACUAUUAAUAUUUGCUUUGUAAAAAUUACUGACAUUUAAUAAACAUUUAUAAACGA